Molecule: messenger RNA, 1104 nt
Organism: Penicillium arizonense
Lineage: Eukaryota; Fungi; Ascomycota; Eurotiomycetes; Eurotiales; Aspergillaceae
Product: acyl-CoA dehydrogenase family protein
Exons: 4
Coding region: 1-1104 (367 amino acids)
Molecular function (GO): oxidoreductase activity, acting on the CH-CH group of donors; flavin adenine dinucleotide binding
Source: RefSeq, a predicted model, not a curated record
AUGCCUGCCCCCUUGCCGGUGGAUUGGCUGAAGCGUCUGGGAAUCAAUGAUAUACUGGGGGUCAAGGUUGAGGACUGGGACUACAUCUACACUGGAAUCUACUGUGAUGAGAUGGCUCGAUCUGGUCUCAGUGGCCCUGGUGGUUCUCUCAAUGCAGGAUUUGCCUUUGGAAUUUCACCAAUUGUAAAAUUUGGUAGCCGUCAGCUGCAAGAGAAGUUCCUGCCCGACUUGCUCACUGGCAAAAAGCGAGGGUGUAUUGCUAUCACGGAACCUGAGGCUGGUAGCGAUGUCGCUAACAUUACCACAACUGCCGUCAAGAGUGCCGAUGGUCAGCACUACAUCGUCAAUGGCACCAAAAAAUGGAUCACCAAUGGCAUCUGGUCAGACUAUACCACAAUGGCCGUUCGAACCGGUGGCCCCGGAGCAGCGGGUCUGUCUGUUCUAGUUGUGCCGCUCAAGAACCACCCCGGAGUCACAAUGCGCCGGCUUAAGGUCUCUGGCCAGGUGACUGGUGGAACCACCUAUAUUGAGCUCGACGACGUCAAGGUUCCCGUGUCAAACAUCGUCGGUCGAGAAGGUGAUGGCAUGCGUAUCAUCAUGACCAAUUUCAACCAUGAGCGUCUCGUGAUUGCCAUCGGAGCCACUAGACAGGCUCGAGUGGCACUCUCGGCUGCAUUUUCCUACUGUCUCAAACGCGAGGCCUUUGGAAAGACGCUAAUGGAUCAGCCCGUGGUCCGGCAUCGUCUCGCCAAGGCAGGUGCUGAGCUUGAAACCAUGUGGGCCUGGGUUGAACAAAUUCUGUAUCAACUGACUCAUCUCAGCAAGGAGGAAGGCGAUCGUCAACUGGGUGGCUUGACAGCACUGGCAAAGGCCAAGUCUGGCAUGGUCUUGAACGAGUGUGCCCAGACAGCUGUUUUGCUCUUUGGUGGCAAUGGCUUUACGAAGACUGGACAAGGCGAAUUGGUAGAAGCAAUUCUUCGUGACGUCCCCGGUAUUCGUAUUCCUGGUGGCUCUGAAGAUGUUUUGCUCGACCUUUCUGUUCGUCAAUUAGUCAAGGUCUACCAAGCAGAGGAAAAGAAGCUCUCCCAGAGCUCGAAGAUUUGA